This is a messenger RNA of Cheilinus undulatus (humphead wrasse), 4506 nucleotides long. RefSeq names its product ankyrin repeat and SAM domain-containing protein 6-like. Gene Ontology annotation, cellular component: cytoplasm. Bases 281 to 3079 code for a protein of 932 amino acids. Gene Ontology annotation, biological process: innate immune response. NCBI's taxonomy places the organism in Eukaryota, Metazoa, Chordata, Actinopteri, Labriformes, Labridae. The transcript has 18 exons. The record is from RefSeq and is a predicted model, not a curated record. Gene Ontology annotation, molecular function: protein binding.
AGUAACGGAACCGGGCAGUGGCGACCGGUUGCCAGAAAGUUGUUUUGUCAUGCCCGUCUAGAAAGUCAGAAAAAAGAUUGAGUAGAAAAAUAAAGACACUGGUUUACGUGUUAUGUUUGAGAAUAGUUAGCUGUCUUUCACUCUGAGAUUCUAUUUCUAUGUACGUCAUGACUUCCAAACACAGGCCGCCGCCGAGGGACAGAGGGAAACUUUUGGACCGUUACUGUAAGUGAAGCUAACGGGAGGUAAUCAGAGAAAAACUCACUCUCUAAGCGUGGAGAUGAAUUUCGGUGUCCCUGCAAAUUCGCUGCUGCUUUUCCGUGCCUGUGACGAGGGGGACUAUGACACCGCCCGGGGCAUCUUGGAGCCCGGAGCACCGAGAGAGUCCGGGCGGCAGAGCAGGCUGCGGUCAGAGGCUGGUUCGGAGUGUAACACCGCGGACAUGUUGUCUCUGGUACCGGUGGACUGCACGGACGAGGAGGGGAACACCGCCUUGCAGUUCGCCUCUGCAAGUGGUUAUGAAAACCUGGUCCGAUUUCUGCUUCGGAAAGGAGCUUCAGUGGACAGCCGGAACAACUACGGCUGGACCCCGCUGAUGCAGGCUGCUAGGUUUGGUCAUCUUACAGUUGCACACAUCUUGCUGGAAAAUGGGGCAGAGAUUAAUGGACGAAACAGACUUGGAGCAAGUGUCCUGACUAUGGCAGCCCGAGGGGGACACACUCACGUGGUGAAGCUGCUCCUGGAGAACCGGGCCUACGUUGACGACUACGAUCAUCUGGCUCUUGCUUCAGACGCUGUGUCUAACGGGAACAACAACAACAGCUGCAGUGGAGCUGGUUUUGGAGCUGCUGAAGGUUGUCCAGGAGGAGGAGGUAGAGAGUUUAUGGACAUCAUAGCUCUGAUGGUUGCAGCUCAGUAUGGACACGAGGCCACAGUGCGUCUGUUGCUGGAGUGGGGCUCUGAUGUCAACUUCUCCCAGAAGACCACCGGCUGGGGACCAUUGAUGGCAGCAACGCUUAGUGGAAAGGUGGGUGUAGCCCAGCAGCUGGUGGAGCGAGGAGCCGACCCUGACAGAGUAAACGUCCUGUCUAAGACAGCGUUUGAACUCGCCAUGCAGCUGAAACAGAGAGACAUCAAGGCGUACCUGGACUCCAUCACCACCGUCAGACCACAGACAGACGACGAUAGAAGAAGACCCGAUGUUUUCAGUGCCCUCAAGCUGGGAAAUUCCCAGCUGGUCAAAGAGAUCUUGGAGGAGGAUCCCACUCAGGUGAAUUCAUCCAAUCAGGAGGGAGCAUCUCCCCUCAUGAUGGCGGCAGUGAGCGGUCAGUUAGAGGUGGUGCAGCUAAUGGUAGAGAAGAAGGCCGACGUCAACAAACAAGAUGCCGUUCAUGGAUGGACAGCUUUAAUGCAGGCUACGUAUCAUGGUAAUAAAGACAUUGUGAAGUACCUGCUGAGUCAGGGAGCUGAUGUGAACCUCAGAGCCAAGAAUGGAUACACGGCCUUUGACUUGGUGAUGUUGCUGAACGACCCAGACACUGAGUUGGUGCGUCUGUUAGCAUCAGUGUGUAUGCAGGUCAGCAAAGACAAGUCCAAACACCGUGGUAGGGUAUUAAUGACUCGUUCCAAAAGCCGACAAUCACUCAACAACGUUCCGGUACCGCCUGAUGACAAGGGGGGACUGAAGUCCUGGUGGAGUCGGAUGUCAAAUCGAUUCAGGCGGCUAAAGUUGACCCACACGCUGAGACACGGCCUCUCAUCCAAUCGCCUCGCUCCGUUUCCUGACGAUGCUGAAACCUCAUUGGAUUCCACAAUGAAAGCAGAGAGGAAACCCACUGCUGAGUCCAACGGGACGCUGGCACCGAGCCCUUCUUCAGGAGGGAACGACAUGAGCACCGCCUGGGCCGUGAAGACCAAAGAUGCUGGUCUUUGCAGAGCAACCUCAGAAAAGGAGGACUUUCUUAUAACCACUAUGCUCAGAAGUGGUGCACCUUUGACCCGUCUACCCAAUGACAAGCUCAAAGCUGUGAUCCCUCCCUUUCUCCCUCCGUCCAACUUUGAACCCUGGAACUCAGACCGAUCACGCCUCCUCAGGGAGGGAAAGAAUGAAGCCCCCCGUCUGCCAAUGCCCCCACAGAGGAAACUGAACAGCAGUGGAAACUCAGACAUUACGUCCAUCAGUCGUGUGGUCAGUAGGUCAAUUAAGUUUCCCAGCAUCCCUAAGGGGCCCUCCUCCUCCUCGCCAUCAAACUCUGGUCAUUACCACUCCCCCCACUCCUCAGGAGGCUCCAAUGGAGUUGCAGGGAUCAACCGGGACUCUCACAACCGCUCAGGUGGCAGUGCAGACAGCGUUCUCUCACAGAUAGCAGCACAAAGGAAACGUGCAGCAGGUCUCGUAGAUGUGAAGACUCAACCACCAGAGAAACAGCAGAGUCAGCCACAGAACACACCCUCCCUCCCCUCCUCAGCCCCCGGCCUGCCGCUGCCUGACAUCAGCCUCCCAGACAUCCACACCCACCCCAGCCUGGUUGCCUCAGACCUCCACUCCAGAAGAAAGAUGGAGCUGAAGAAGAGACCUCAGUCAGGAAACUCCUCCACCUCAAAGAGCACGUCACCCACUCUCACCCCGUCACCUUCCCCAACACCCAAACCCCCAACUGGGCCGGGAGACUCUCUGUCGUCAGCCUCUUCACAUCCUCGCUCUAAGAGCAGCGGGGGCUCCAGCAGUGGGACCAUCACUGAUGAAGAUGAGCUGUCUGGUAUUUUGAAGAAACUUUCCCUGGAAAAAUACCAGCCCAUCUUUGAGGAGCAGGAGGUGGAUAUGGAAGCUUUUCUGACUUUAACAGACGGAGACCUGAAGGAACUUGGCAUCAAAACAGACGGACCAAGACAACAGAUCCUGGCUGCAAUAUCAGAGCUCAACGCUGGAAAGGGCCGAGAGAGGCAGAUCCUUCAGGAAACCAUCCAUAACUUCCAGUCUUCUUUUGGGAGCAGUGCCAGUAACCCACGGCAAACAGGUGAACCACGCUCACCAACAGGCUGGAUGAGGCACCAGGUGCGACCAGCCAGCAAAAGGUAACCCUGUGUCCCCGAUCCAGACCAGGAAGUCCGGCAAAGGUACCUAGAAUAAAACACAGGUGACCUCGGGUAAAGGCACUAACGUGGAGUCUUUUGGACGCCAGUGUCCCAGACCGCUGACUGAUUUAGCACAAGAGGACACUGCAGCACACCAGUCUCUUAAAACUCGACCUAGAGGACCCUCCAGGACUGCCUCGUGGUUUCCUCUUACGGAUUCUAAAGCAAGAGGGGGGGUGACCAGGUCGGCUGAGUCCAGAGCACUGCUGCUGUUUGACAAAGUGUGUGAUGUAUGGCAAAUUACAUUUUUGGCCAUAGUGGUGCAGUUGAAAACAUUGACUGUUAAUGCAGCACGAAUCAAUGAGAGAUUAGGGUGCAGAAUGAGAAUAGAUUAUAAAAUAAGCAUGAUUAAAGAAAGAUUUAAUGACAUCCAAACAAAUGUGAGGGAAAGAGCAGAUGUGUUGUUAAGAAAGGCAAGUUGAAUGGGUAUCUGGGUACUUUUAAAACUGGGCACUAUUUUUACAUGUUUUGUGGUCUGAAUGUUAAAGUCCUGUGUGUAUUAACAGCAUUUUUUUUGUCCUGGCAGCGCUCAUGCCCUUAAUUUCAGAGCAUUCCCACUAAUGCUUAUUGAUGCUAGAGUUAUGCAAUCUGGCUCACAUCACUAGUGCUUCCUUCAGCUGUGACCAUUAGGUCAGUUUUUUCGUUUUUUUUUGUUUGUUUGUUUGUUUGUUUGUUUGUUUUUUGUUUUUUGUUUAUUGUUUGCUUUAAUUUAAGGAAAUUAUCCUUAGAAAACUUAAUAAUGCCAAGGAGUCCUGUCCAGAAAUAGCAGUUAUAGACCUGGUAAUUGUAAUUUUAAAAAGACAAGUCAAUUUCUUCUCCACCGUUGUUUAAAGACGGAGUUAAGACCAGAGGUCUUGCCCCUCCUUGACUGUGAUUGGUUGGUAAGGAAAAGUGACAUUCAAGAGCACAGCUGUGUUCUAAAAGCUGAACUACUUUUGAAUGAGUGCGACAUAAACAGCUGCCAGUGACGUUUUUGAGCUUAGGACGCUGAGCAUUAAUCGCUGAACUGCAGUGGUUUAGAAAAAAGGCGGUGCCAGAAAAAAAACACAGAUCCUAAAGGUUACAAGAGGUUUAUGAGGUUUUUUUUCUUUGAUUUUGAUCUGUGUCAGCCUUUAUAUUGCCUUCCUAAAAGCAUCCAGACUUGUAGAUGUAAUUUUAACCUGAGGAACACAGGAGUUGCUGGUCUACCACUGUCUCUUUGAGAGGGGUGUCUUAUAUCAGCGGUUCCCAUCAUGGGGUCCAGGCAACCCUGGGGGCAGUGCAAAAGAUCUCAGGAGAGGCGCAGGGCCCUGUCUGCUCUGACACUGUCAAAAUUAUAUUUAUAUACAUAUAUAUAUAUAUAUAUAUAUAUAUAUAUAUAUAUAUACAGUG